AUGGCCAAGAAGAAGUCAGCUCAAGAAUCAAUCGCAAUCUUACCUUCAGCAGGUAAAAAACUUACUUUUGACGAUGAUGAAGAAAUAGAAGAUUCUGAACUUGAUGCUUCUAAUUUACCAAGCCAAGGAGAUGAAUAUGACGAUGACAUUGAAGACGUAGAUGAAGGAGACUGGACUGACGAAGACCAAGAUGAAGAUGAGGAUGAGGAUGAUGAUGAUGAUGACGCUCCUGAGGCUGUUGGUAUGAGUAAAGCAUCAGAGCAGGAGAUGAAGUUGGCUGAAAGAGAAUCUGCAUCAAAGGCUUCGCAAAAGGCAGCUGCAAAAGCACGUUCUCAAGCUAUCGCAUCUGCUAAAGCAGAAUCAUCAAAGUCCAAGGUACAAUCGAAAGUCAAGAAUCUACCUAAUCCACCCAAGUCGAAGAAAAGACAAGUUGAAGACGAUUCAGAAGAUGAAGAUGAAGAUGAAGAUAAAGAUGAAGAUGAAGAUGAAGAUGAACAUACGAAAAGAUUGAGAAAAAGGAUGGAAGCAGCUAUGGCUCAAGCUUCAGACGAAGAAGACGAUCUAUCUCUUUCAGAGGAUGAAGAUGAUCGAAACUCCUUCCAUACCGACUCGGAUGAAGAUGACGAGGACGAAGAGGCAGAAGAUGAUGAUGAAGUAGAUUCUGAUGGAUCAGAAGAUCUUUCAACUAUCAAAAUAGACCAAUCUAAAUUCAAAGCUAUGCAAGCUAUGAUGGAAGCCGCAGAAGCAAGAGCUGGUAUUUCAGCCCCUUCCAAAGCAGGUCCAUCCAAAGUUAAGAAAGUUGAGAAAAGAAAAGCUGCCGAACAACCUGCAAAAGUAGAUUCGGAUUCGGAUUCAGACAAUGAGGAUGAAUACGAUAAGGAAGAAUAUCAAAAGGACGACGAAACACAAUGGGAUUUGGUUCCAGGCAGAGUUAAACCACUUUCCAAAGCAUUGCUCCAAAAAGCUGCUCAACAAGAAAAGGAAAAGAAAGAAUUAGCGGCUCAGAAAGCUGAAAAUGCCAAACAGAAAGAUUCAGAAGACGGUAAGAGGAGGAAGAAAAGAAGAAAGGUUGUCAAAGAGAAAACGGAAAAGAAAGUUUCCGAAAAAACCACUUUACAUCUAUUACCACCCACUUUCAAUCCCUCAAUAUCGUCAUUACCUCCUAUAGUGGACCCACGACAAAGAGUGACCGCAAAACCAGCUGGUAAAGCGUCGAAAGAUAAGUUCCUGAAGAACGCUAUGAAGAGUAGUGGACUGGUACCUGGUAGGGGGAUGGUAGACGGCCGCAGGAAGUUGAUAGGGCAAUCCUGA
Kwoniella shivajii is the source of this 1311-nucleotide messenger RNA. RefSeq lists its product as uncharacterized. The record is from RefSeq and is a predicted model, not a curated record. Bases 1 to 1311 code for a protein of 436 amino acids. Lineage: Eukaryota; Fungi; Basidiomycota; Tremellomycetes; Tremellales; Cryptococcaceae. The transcript has 3 exons.